Messenger RNA from Taeniopygia guttata (zebra finch), 5888 nucleotides. It is a transcript of the gene ST8SIA4, whose product is annotated as ST8 alpha-N-acetyl-neuraminide alpha-2,8-sialyltransferase 4. Lineage: Eukaryota; Metazoa; Chordata; Aves; Passeriformes; Estrildidae. Gene Ontology annotation, molecular function: alpha-N-acetylneuraminate alpha-2,8-sialyltransferase activity. The record is from RefSeq and is a predicted model, not a curated record. Gene Ontology annotation, biological process: oligosaccharide metabolic process; N-glycan processing.
GCGGCGCCGCAGCGGCUCGGGAGCGGCGGGAAGCCCCGGGAAGCCGCGGGGCGCUCCCAGCUCGGCGCAGCCACGUCGCGGACUCUUCUCCCCAGCCAAGGCUGCCCAGCUUGCAAGCCCAGCUGCCUGGCAGGGCGAAAGAGAGACACUCUAAACGCCAAAGAACCCAGAACCCCCAGCCUCCGCUCCUGCCUGGUUUUAUCUUCUGUAAUUAUUUCGGGAAAAGAAUAACCAAAAACCGCAUCGCUGUGUUUUUAAGAAAUCGUGCCGCGUGUGCGUUUGUUCCCAGCACACCCCUGAUAAACAAAGGAAAAGAGGGAGGGGGCCCGCGUUUUGCAGAAGACAUGCGUUCCGUCAGGAAGAGGUGGACUGUGUGCACCAUAAGUCUCCUCCUCAUCUUCUACAAGACGAAGGAAAUAACACGGACCGAGGAGCGCCAGGAGGCAGCUCUCGCCGGAGAUGGUGAACUGAGUUUGACUAGAUCAAUGAUCAAUAGCUCUGAUAAGAUAAUUCGAAAGGGUGGCUCCUCAAUCUUCCAACAUGCUGCAGAAGGUUGGAAAAUCAAUUCUUCUUUGGUAAUGGAAAUAAGGAAGAACAUUCUUCAGUUCUUGGAUGCCGAAAGAGAUGUCUCAGUGGUCAAAAGUAGCUUCAAGCCCGGAGAUGUAAUUCAUUAUGUGCUGGACAGACGUCGCACUCUGAACAUUUCUCAGGAUUUGCACAGCCUUCUCCCUGAAGUUUCCCCAAUGAAAAAUCGCCGAUUUAAAACCUGUGCAGUUGUUGGGAAUUCUGGCAUCCUUCUAAACAGUGGUUGCGGAAAAGAGAUUGACAGCCAUGACUUUGUAAUAAGGUGCAAUCUAGCUCCUGUGGUGGAGUAUGCUGCCGAUGUGGGAACUAAAUCUGAUUUUAUUACCAUGAACCCAUCAGUUGUACAAAGAGCAUUUGGAGGCUUUCGGAAUGAGAGUGACAGAGAAAAAUUUGUACAUAGACUAUCCAUGCUGAAUGACAGUGUCCUUUGGAUCCCAGCUUUCAUGGUCAAAGGUGGAGAGAAGCAUGUGGAGUGGGUUAAUGCAUUAAUCCUUAAGAAUAAAUUGAAAGUGCGAACCGCCUAUCCAUCACUGAGACUUAUUCAUGCUGUCAGAGGCUAUUGGCUGACAAACAAGGUCCACAUUAAACGACCCAGCACUGGUCUUCUCAUGUAUACACUUGCCACCAGAUUUUGUGAUGAAAUUCACCUGUACGGAUUUUGGCCAUUCCCAAAGGAUUUACAUGGAAAACCUGUCAAGUAUCACUAUUAUGAUGAUCUCAAGUAUCGAUACUUUUCUAACGCCAGUCCUCAUAGGAUGCCAUUAGAGUUUAAAACGUUGUAUGUGUUACAUAAUAGAGGAGCACUUAAAUUAACAACAGGGAAAUGCAUACAGCAAUAAAGCACAAGGACAAUAAAUACAGAAUACGCACCUCAUCAUAAAGAUGUUGUGAAAUGGCAAUGGGACCACAGUGGGGAUUUGUUUCAAUACCCAGUACGUCAUUGGAAGAAGGUGUUAUAUCAGAAGUACAUAACCAGCUAUUACACUGUAAAGUGCUAUAUAACUAAGCUAUCUUGACUUCAAGGGUUCAAGUGCCACUUUCACUAAGUACAAAACUUGAAUGUAUGCUCAGUAGUGUCUACAGGAUGCAGUGACACAUUCAUCACGAAUUAAAGAAGAAAAAGAGCCUGCCAAUUUGCAGCUGUGGUCAGACAGCCCACACAAGAAUACUCAGUGGAUAGAAUAUUUACAUGAGUAAAUUAAUGAGGGUUUGGCAGAAAUUAUCAUGAUGGAUUUGAGUAGAGAAAGUGAAGUCUGUAAAAUCAAAAAAAAUCAGUAAAUGCCUUCAGUCAGAGAACUCUUUCUGAUACUGUAUUAUAACCUCAGCUUUUGUUGCUGUUUUUCUUAUUGUCAUUGGUUGGAUUUUGUUGCUUUUAAGUUUUGGAGCCCUUACAAGAUUUCAAGGAUGUUAUGAGUAAUUAAAUUUUUUAUCUUACUGAAUUGUCUUAAGGAAAAAAUAUUUGUAAGCAUGGGAGGGUGGAGUGGAACAUCAGAUAUUUUAUCAAGUGUUAUUUUCUUGCAUCCUGCUGUCAUGCAGAUCUUAACAUCCCAAUUGUUUUUCUAGCAACUAUUGUCAGAACCCAUUACCUGAAACCACACAGAUACCAUUUUGAUCUGACUUACAAGUUUUUCUCUUCUGUAUAGAUUCAAAGACAUGCAAGAUGGUGCCCUUGUUUUCAGUGCCAAAGAUUACUUUUAUACACAUUUUUACCUUAUCUUGGAGAAAUGGUGUGGAUUUAGGUUUCUUUGCUGCUUAAAGGAACAUAUUCUUUGUUAUUUAUAUUUCUUAAGCAUCUCAAAUCAAAUCCACUUUACAGACUUCACAUAUAGAAUUCUUCAGAAAAAUCUGCAGGAGUAAAUAAAUUACUUCACGCAUUCAAAUAUAUAUAUGUGUAUGCAUAUAUAUAUGUAUAUAGUAUUAUUCUUGGUGGAAAGAAAAAGUCUAAAGAAACUCAGGUGACAGUGGAACUAAAGAGAAAGAAAAUACCUAGCCAACUAAUGAAAAAGAAAUGUAGCUCAUACAGUUCUUUUAAACUUCUAAUGCUGUUAAAUUAUCUCUUUAUUUAAUAUACCUCUUGUAUCAUCUAGGUGUUCUGAUGUGUAACUCACUGAAAUAACAUAUUAUCUUCACUGUUGGUUUUUUUGAUCAUCAGUCUCAUUUAGCAAAAAAAAAAAAAAAAAAACAAACAAACAAAACAAAACAAAAACAACACAAGACAAGAGUUCUUUCACUUUCUUCUUUCCAAAAAAAAGAAAACAAGAAAUUACACAAGCAUAGGACAGGGUUGAGUGUCAAUACAGGGUACAUUAAGAAACAAAACUUUUCAUCCUAUGAUUUAGUGCUAAAGGACCACGUAAAUAGGGAACACAAUGGUUUCAUAUCUUUCCUGUUAUGCUUGGCUAAGGAGCAGGUAUAAUGUAUGGAUAUUUUCUUGUUAUUUUUUCAGAGCUACAUUAGGUCCUGGUCUCCAGAUAUGAUAUUCAAUGUAUCUACGGAAUUUUUAAUUAGUUUGAGCAAUUUCUUAAGUUUUACCACUCUCACAAACAUUUUCUUCUCUUAAGUUCAUGUAUUUCAUCAUGCGUGAUUGGACAUCUGGGACUGUGAAAAUUUGGUAGCUAAAUCAGUGCCUUGCAGUCAAAUAUUACAGGAAGUAGGAAGUCAGUUCUGUUAUAUGUAAGACACAGUAACAUCUUUCCUUAUUCACCAGACUCUUGUACUUAGGACAGUUUAAUUUGACCACAUGCUAAUGUGCAAUAAGUGAUCCUAACAUGAAACUCAAGGAAACGAAGGUAUCAUGAGGAACUAAACAGCCAUGCAGACCAGAAUGUGUUUAAUUGAUGUUGAUAAACCAGAGGGUGCUAUUUGUUUACUAUGUACACCUUCAUUUUAAUACAAGGUUUUUUCUUCAAUGAAGGGCGAACAUAUUCCUGUUCCUGCUAUUAGGGUUUUGCUGCUGUUGAUCUUCUAAAGCAUAUUUCACAUACAUUAACAAAAUUGCUGUUUAAAUAAAGAAUCCACAGAUUGCCAGUCUCUCAGAAGCUCAGAGAAACAUCUGCUCAGCUUUAUCUUCUGGGAGUGUCUUUUCUUCUCUCUAGUGUCAGGGCACUGAUAAACCUCAUGCUCAAGUAGUCUAAAAUAUGAACUGACAGAUGAUUUUGUUCACCUGUGGAAAGUUUGAGUAUGCCAAUUGAUUAUGUAUCUGACAGCAAAGUCAAUGGGGAUUCUCGUAUUCCUUGGCAGUAAAAAAAAUAUUUUUGCAAACAAAUACAUGAAAAGAAUAUAAUGUAAAUAGGUAAGAGAAUUUGCCUUUAAAAGGCAGCAGACAAAUUAAACCUUGGUCUAAGGCCUUGGUUUUACAUGCUUCACAUUUGAUUUUCUGCAAGUGAAGUUAACUUUAGUACAAAAGCCAUGGAGUCCAGAUUUUUGCCCUAUCACUAAAUUUCUCUGAUUUGGUUUGGCACAAGACAUGACAGUAGCACCUGCUUGAAAGAAACAGUUUUCCCAUACCUCCUCAAAACUGGGCCUUAACCUCAUCUUCUGCAGGCUUUCUACAUUCAGAACUGCCCUCUUGGACACUGAGCCAUAGGCUCAGGGCACUCCACUGUCAUCCACACUCAUCCUUCUCACAGCACUCUCCCCUUAACCAGCACCUACGUGUGCCUCCUUACCAGAGCCAUGGGACUCCACACCAACAACUCUUCUCUCACCUCCCUCACUUUAUCCUGAGCUGAGGUGUGAUGUAGUGAGGGGUGGGUCUCAAACUAUUCUCUGGGGCAAGUGACAGUUGUAGUCUUUGUGUAGGUUUUCACAAGGACUAGGGGUAAUUUUAUGCUAUUGUUCUUGUAUAAGACCUGUGUCCAUGUGGAGUCCAAAGAUUCUGGGAGGCUCUUUAGUAUGUGGUUUGUUGUGCUACAAAUUGUUUUGAGAUGGUUUGUGACCACCAGUUACUGCUUGGUCUAAGGCGACCUGAGGUGAGACAUGCCAGGGACUUUCCUUGUUGUUUGCGUUCUACAGCUGGGAAGCUGUAGCAAUGGACUCAUUGCAGACACCUUUCUUAUCCUUCCCUUAUACUUCCUGGGGCUCUUGGAGCAUUUCUGUUAAGGCACCCCAGAACCUAAAUGGAAAAACAGAUUUCUUCCACUGCGUGACUUUUUCCCUAAAGGUGACCCAGGACAUUGCAGCAAAGUCCUAACUGCUGUUUAGAGACUUUGAGGUGGAAUAGAUUUCAUUUUGUGGUCCUUUACUGGUUAGCAGUCAACAGCUUAAGCCGUCAUAGCUGCCUUGGAUGAUUUACAUUGUUUAUCUGUCUUCACACAUCUACUGCCAACAGCACAGAGCAGAUAAUCAAUUUAUAUUAUAAUUACCACUUUUAUAAUCCAAUACUAUCAACAACUAACACAAAGUAGUAAGAUAAAAAGAAAGAUCCCUUACGUUAUAAUGUUAUCUGUGAGGAACAACUGAAAUGCCAAUCAGUUGUGUUCAGAGUGUUCCUCAAAUUUAUCCUCUCAUCAGCUAUAUCAAUUGCCUGCUGUAGUUCCUAAAUGUACAUUAAAAAUAAGAACUGGAAUCUAAAUCAAGACAGCAGAAUGUAUCUGUUUUUCCAAAGGUUAUGGCAGCUUUACAUUAAACAACUUGAUUUCAUUUGGAUAAAUUGAUUGUAAAUUGCUUAUUAACAUACAUGUUAAUGUUUCUGUGAGAGUCCUUCAUAUUUCAUACAAGUAAUAGAUAAAUGUUUGAUUGUUAACUUUCCAGCUUUGGGACAGUUCUCUUCCACAGUUCUGAGCCACUCUCCAGAUAUAAGAUCUACUGAACCUUUCAAAUCUGAGUCUGAUGUGUAGAUUCUUGUGUUAGACAAUAUAAGCAGCAUGUUUGAGGUCAAUACAUUUUCUUUAAUUGCAAUUUGAAGAUAAACAGGUGCAGGUUCAGUACCUUUUUUAGUGAUUGAUCUAGCAAAGUGCUAAGCACUCUUUGCAGUGACUUUCCUGGGAGAGACAUGUCCAGGAUCUAGAUGGGGAUCUAGAUUAGCGUAUUUCAGGAUGGAACUCUGAAAUUGCACAUUAUUUAUUUUUAAGAGCACUGUUAACUUUGUGUAAGGAAAAGCACAACUGUUGUAAAUGUAGAUAAAGGAGAGUACUAUUGCUAUUGAGUGUAUGUCAUACAAUUUCUGUUGUUUAAAGUAUUGAUACAUAUUCUCUCAGAAUUAUCACAUUUGACACUGUAGGUCUUAUUUCAAGUACAGUUAUGGGGAUAGUUUUUUAUUUGUAUAACCGAAAAAUAAACAUUUCCUUUCACGUUUUCUGCUA